UUGGGAACCAUGACAGCAUCUCCGCCUGAACAGGAAAUUGAGAUGUACACGAUGCUCCGCCUUUGGGGGCUAAGUCAGCUUCGUCCAGCAAAAGAACUCCGACCGAUCUCAUUUGUCAAUGGGAGAUGACAGUGUAUGAAAGAGGCUUCGAUUGACACAGCACUGCCGUGCAAGCCGAUGCUGUAGGUCCAUUCUUCUUUGCCUUCUAUUCCCCUUGCGCCAACAUGAGACCGCCGACUCUCACUUCCAAGCUGCUGUCUGUAGCUUCACUGGCUGCACUCACGCACGCCGAGCUCGGCAAAAUCCAUUGGAGAGGACCUUGCAACUUAACCAAUGAGACAUAUAUGAGCGAGAGCGGACCGUUGAUCUGUGGAACACUAGAAGUGCCGUUGGACUACACCGACUCGAGCUCCAACAAGACACUGACCCUCGAUCUGGCCAAGUGGCCAGCGACCAAGCAACCGGUCGCCGAGCCGAUUAUCUUCAACUUUGGCGGGCCGGGUGAGAAUUCGUUCGAGGGUCUUGGGUUAUAUGGCGAGGAAUUCCAAGCUAUCCUCGGGGGACAUAAUGACUUGAUAGCCUUUAACCCUCGCGGCGUUGGAAACACCCUUCCGUUUUCGUGCUAUAGCGAUUCUACCUCCCGGGAGCUUGUCUCGCUGCAAGCUCCCGGGGACGGCAGAGCGUCCAACACAGCUUUAGGAGAAAUCUGGGCUCAGAGCGCGAAUAUCGCGCAAGCAUGCUAUGCCCUCAACAACCAGACUGGAAGUCUCAUCGGAACCAGCUUUGCGGCGCGGGACACGAUGCAGGUCGUUGAUGCGCUCAAGGGAAAGGAUGCACUGCUGAACUUCUGGGGAUUCUCAUACGGCACGACGGUUGGCGCUGUAAUUGCAGCCAUGUUCCCGGAGCGAAUGGGAUUUGUCGCACUUGACGGAGUCGAUAAUCCGGCCGAGGUUCUCAAUGGAUACAACGCGCAGAAAGUCGUGGAUGUCGACAAGGUCCUGGAGGGCUUCUGCACAGGCUGCAUGGCCGCCCCCGACCUCUGCCCUCUCGCAAACUACUACAGCAACGCCGCCAAUCUCGAAGCCGCGAUCUACAUGAUGCUUGAAACGCUCAAAGCCAACCCGAUCGCCAUUCCCGAAAUCGGUGGAGUCGUGACGUACAGCGACAUCAAAUCCACCAUCUACAACGCGCUCUACCUCCCCAGCUCCUGGCCCGAGACCUCCGAGCUCAUUCUCUACGUCCAAGCCCGGAACACCACAAUCCUCGGCAAUGCCGAGGUAUACGCGACGCUCAAGUCCUACGGCGAGUCCGCGUCGUUAGUCUCAUCCGCCAAGGAGGCCGGCACCGGGGUCACCUGUUCCGACAGGGCCCGCAGCGCCAGCAUGGAGGACCUACUCCCGUACAUCCGCGCCAGUGAAACCCUGAGCCAGAUCGCCAGCGAUAAUGCCAAUGGUGACAUGACCUGCGCCCAGUGGAACAAGAACAUGUAUGCCAAGGAGCGCUACACCGGCGACUUCGAUGUCAAGACCGCGCACCCGGUGUUGAUUCUCAGCAACACCUUCGAUCCGAUUACUCCACUUGCCGCCGCGAAGAACCUAACCGCGACUUUUGAGGGCAGUGUUUUGCUCGAGCAGAAUGGAUACGGGCAUACAACAUUGUCCAUGCCAUCUCUGUGUACAGCCAAGGCCGUCCGGGCUUACUUUGCCAAUGGCACCCUGCCCGCCGAGGGAACGAUCUGUCAAACGGACGUGCCGCUGUUCACGAACCUGACGUAUGCGGAUGUGUGGCCGAAGAGUUUCCAACGGAGUGUUGAGUCCAGGGAUGAUGCGAGUAUCCUGAGGGCGUUGAUGUCGGUGCGCGAGAAGAUGUCUCGACGCCGUCGGUGA
Messenger RNA from Aspergillus ibericus CBS 121593, 1886 nucleotides. RefSeq names its product alpha/beta hydrolase. The record is from RefSeq and is a predicted model, not a curated record. Lineage: Eukaryota; Fungi; Ascomycota; Eurotiomycetes; Eurotiales; Aspergillaceae. The transcript has 7 exons. The coding region runs from base 225 to 1886 and encodes 553 amino acids.